CUCUCCCUCCCCCGGCUCCCCUUCACUAAAAAGCCCUACAGAGCCACAACAGAGGCCCAACUCCCUUCUCAAUGGAGCAACAACGGGAAAUCAAACAAGAAGAAGAACCCAAUCCCCUCUUCAACUUAGCCCCAACAAUGGAAGAAGAAGAUCCUCUUCCAACUUUCACGUCUCUUCUCGGUUACACCACCAACUGCAAUAACACCAUCAGCAACAGCGACUGGUACUUAACUGAACCUCUCCAAAACCAUCAAGAAUCCUUCUCCUCUCUCCUCUCUACAAACCCUUUUGGCUUGGACCCAUUUGGGCUCAGCGCUCCCCUCAGCUUCACUGAUCUAAACCCAAUAGCUCAAUUUCAAACGACCCAUUUGCCUGAAACUGGUUUUCAAGCGUUUGAAACCCCUAAAUUUGUUAAUGGGUCCAAGUUUGUGAGGCCUGCUGAGGCUAAUCCUUCGAUUGGUGCUCAACCCACGCUGAUUGGAGAGGAGAAUGAGGAAGAGGGGGUUGAGGAUGGGAGCUUUGAUGGGUCUGGGUUGAAUUGUGAGUUUGAGGAGAAUGUGAAGAGCUUGGACAACAAUGAGAGUAAUGAGAGGAGGAGGAAGAGGAACGGGGCGGCUCCGGCGAAGAAUCUGAUGGCUGAGAGGAGGCGGAGGAAGAAGCUGAAUGAUAGGUUGUAUAUGCUGAGAUCUGUGGUGCCUAAAAUCAGCAAGAUGGACAGAGCUUCCAUUCUCGGUGAUGCGGUUGAAUACUUGAAGGAGCUUUUGCAAAAAAUCAAUGACCUGACCAAUGAGCUUGAGUCUACAUCUUCUAGCCCUUCUGUUCUUCCUACUGAUACAACAAGCUUUCAACCUCUAACACCCAGACCACUCACUUUGCCAUGCCGUGUGAAGGAAGACCUUAGCCCAAGUCCUAGUCCCUUGCCAAGCCCUAUUGGCCAGCCAACAACGGUGGAAGUAAAGAUGACAGACGACCAAGCAGUGAAUAUCCACAUGUUAUGUUCUCGAAGGCCCGGUUUGUUGCUCUCAACAUUGAGGGCUCUGGAUGCACUUGGACUCAACAUCCAACAGGCAGUUAUCAGCUGUUUCAAUGGGUUUUCUCUCGAUGUUUUCCAAGCUGAACAAUGUAAUGAUGGUUCAUGUGCGUUGCCUGAAGACAUCAAAUCUGUGCUUUUGCAUUCUGCUGGAUCUCAUGGUACGCUGUAUUAGAACUGAGAUUGAACAGUCUUUGUGAGAAAUGUUUGUGCGCUAACUGUACCCCCCUCCUCUGAUGAUGUUAACAAGUGACAAUGUUAACUUAUGGGAACCUGUAAUGACCGUCCGAAUAGGUGUUUGUGUUAAUUUAAAUUUAUAUAUAGGUUGAUUUACAAUUAUUUUUUUUGGCUAA
Molecule: messenger RNA, 1383 nt
Organism: Asparagus officinalis (garden asparagus)
Lineage: Eukaryota; Viridiplantae; Streptophyta; Magnoliopsida; Asparagales; Asparagaceae
Product: transcription factor ICE1-like
Exons: 4
Coding region: 72-1205 (377 amino acids)
Biological process (GO): regulation of DNA-templated transcription
Cellular component (GO): nucleus
Molecular function (GO): DNA-binding transcription factor activity; protein dimerization activity; sequence-specific DNA binding
Source: RefSeq, a predicted model, not a curated record